AUGUCAACCCAAGAUGUUACCGAGUCUAAUUGUGUGGAUGAUGUUGAUUUUGUUCCUUCAACAAAUAUACAAGAAGUGCAAUCUCUUGAUAAUAGAAGUGAUGUGAAUGAGAGUAGAGGUAUAAAACGAAAGAAAACAUCUCCUGCAUGGGAUCAUUUUACAUUGCAAAAGAUUGAUGGUAAACUAAAAGCAGUUUGCAAUCACUGUGGGAGGAAAUUAGUGGGAGAGAGUAGUAAGGGGACUAAACACUUACUUCUUCACAUGGAAAGAUGUCCAGUAAGACAGAAACAACUUGCCAAGAAUCCUACCGCAAGCCCCUCAGUUACCUUCAAUCUUGAUCCUGAACUAGGAAGAAAAAAGUUGGCUGAAAUGAUCAUUCUACAUGAGUACCCUUUGUCGAUGGUAGAGCAUAGUGGUUUUAUAGACUAUUCGAAUACUAUUUCACCUAUGUUUCAAAUGGUGUCAAGGAAUACAAUUAGGUCUGACAUUUUGAAAAUAUAUAAGAUUGAGAAAGAAAAAUUUCGAGAAGUUUUGGAGAAAAAUAAAAGUAGAAUAGCCUUAACCACUGAUAUGUGGACGGCCAAUCAUCAAAAGAGGGGAUAUAUGGCUGUGACAGCUCACUUUAUUGAUGACUCUUGGAAGUUGCAUAGUCAGAUUAUAAGCUUUAGAUAUGUGCCAUGCCCACAUGAUGCUCCAACACUUACAGAAACUCUAAGUUCUUGCAUGUCUGAAUGGAAUAUUGAACAAAAGAUUAGUACAGUGACUGUAGAUAAUUGUACUACGAACGAUGCAAUGAUUCCACUUUUGAAGGAACAAUUUGAUUCUAAGUGUUUCCUUUUAAAUGGAAAGCUACUUCAUAUGCGUUUUUGUGCACAUAUUUUGAAUCUAAUUGUUAGGGAUGGCUUGUCUGUUAUUGGCGACAGCAUUGACAAGAUUCGAGAUAGUGUUGCUUAUUGGUUGGGCACACCAAAGAAGUAUGAAAAAUUUGAGGACACUGCUCGUCUUCUCGGAGUGACAUGUACUAAGAAACUGUCACUUGAUUGUGUGACAUGGUUGAAUUCAACGUACUUGAUGCUCAAAACAGCUUUAUUGUACAAGAAAGUGUUUGAACGAUCAGAGCUACGUGAUCCUAAGUAUAAAUGUCUACCAUCAGAUAAUGAUUGGAUUAGAGCUCAGAAAUUAUGUGACAAGUUGGAAGUAUUUUAUGAGGUGACAGUUAUUUUCUGGAACUAA
Molecule: messenger RNA, 1233 nt
Organism: Humulus lupulus (European hop)
Lineage: Eukaryota; Viridiplantae; Streptophyta; Magnoliopsida; Rosales; Cannabaceae
Product: zinc finger BED domain-containing protein RICESLEEPER 2-like
Exons: 1
Coding region: 1-1233 (410 amino acids)
Molecular function (GO): DNA binding
Source: RefSeq, a predicted model, not a curated record